Molecule: messenger RNA, 957 nt
Organism: Sus scrofa (pig)
Lineage: Eukaryota; Metazoa; Chordata; Mammalia; Artiodactyla; Suidae
Product: olfactory receptor 7E178
Biological process (GO): G protein-coupled receptor signaling pathway
Cellular component (GO): membrane
Molecular function (GO): olfactory receptor activity; G protein-coupled receptor activity
Source: RefSeq, a predicted model, not a curated record
AUGUACUUCUUCCUCUGCAACCUGUCCUUGGCUGACAUAGGUUUUGUCUCUGCCACUGUCCCCAAGAUGGUUGCGAACAUCCAAACUCAGAGCAGAGUCAUAUCCUAUGCAGACUGCCUGACACAGAUGUCUAUUUUCAUCCUUUAUGGAUGUUUGGAUAGUCUCCUCCCGACUGUGAUGGCCUAUGACAGGUUUGUGUCCAUCGGUCACCCCCUGCACUACCCUGUCAGCAUGAACACACACCUCUGCUGCUUCUUGGUUUUGACAUCUUUUUGGGUCAGCCUUUUGGACUCCCAUGUUCACCAUUGGAUUGUGAUAAGACUUACCUGUUUCAAGGAUGUGGAAAUUACUAAUUUCUUCUGCAACCCUUCUCAACUCCUCAAUCUUGCCUGUUCUGACAUUUUCACAAAUAACAUUAUCGUAUAUUUUGCUGGUGGCAUUUUUGGCUUUAUCCCUAUAUCAGGAAUCUUUUUCUCUUACUGUAAAAUUCUUUCCUCCAUUCUGAGAGUGCCUUAAUUAGGUCAGAAGUAGGCCUUCUCCACCUGUGGCCCUCAGCGAGUUAUUUGCUUAUUUUAUGGAACAGGCCUUGGGGUUUACCUCAGCUCACCAUCUCUCCAUUCUCCCAGGAAGAAUGAAGUGGCCUCAGUGAUGUACACUGUGGGCUGUUUUGGUAUAGAUUCAAGCCACAUCAUUCCUCAGAGUGUCCUGGCCAUUAUCCCCUUGAUAGGAGUUGAUGAAACUUGUCCUCUGUCCACUGUUGCUGAAGAGAAAUACAGAGACAGAAUUUUUAGUGAAGGAGGAAAAUACAGUUGUAUUGCUUUGCCAGGGGAUCCACUUGACCACUUGACACUGUAUGACCAGAGCAGUAGAGUGGAGUCUGCAGAAGUACUCAGUGUGAUAGGAUGGAACAGGAAAAUUACACAGGUAGUUGUAGAUGUCCCAAAAGGGGACCAUUGA